Botrytis byssoidea is the source of this 1167-nucleotide messenger RNA. RefSeq lists its product as uncharacterized. Bases 1 to 1167 code for a protein of 388 amino acids. The transcript is spliced from 4 exons. The record is from RefSeq and is a predicted model, not a curated record. Lineage: Eukaryota; Fungi; Ascomycota; Leotiomycetes; Helotiales; Sclerotiniaceae.
AUGUCGAGGUUUCAACUACGAAGAACCUUUGCGGUUUACCAGAAUCUCCUCGCAUCCGCUACAUUUCCGACCAUCCUUUUCACAGCCACGAGAGCCGCAGCUUUGUCUGCUCGGUCAUGCCAAAAUAGCGGCCCAUGGUAUACACCAGUGAAUCCCACCUGGAGACAGGAUCGCUUCUACGCAAUCACUCGACGGGAACCAAGGCAAGUGAGGCAUAUAGUAGACGUUUUGACAGUCUAUCAUUCAGGUCGGCAGCUUCAAAACAAAAUCCAGAAAUUGGAAGACAUGAAACUCAUCCCCGCCUACGCGAGCUUGCUCGACUUAAAGAUGAAGAUGGCCUCGGACGCGAAGCCCCCUGAGCUAUGGAGCCAAAGUCAAAAUGGGGAAACCUUUGGCCAACAAUUCCCAGAAUCUCUACGUCGCACAGUGAAGUGGAUACAAAACAAUUCCAAAAUACUCAAGCCUCCUCCACAUAACGUGGCAGAUCUGGCACAAUCAGCCGUCAAGCCCUUCGAGGAUGCCCGGAACUUCUGUCUUACAUCGCAAAACAGUCUGGGUAGGAUUCAUGAGCAGAUCAUGGACAUGCAACAUAAUAUUAGCGUUUUCAACAUAGAGCUAGAACGGGCAGAUAAAGUACAUCCCAGAGACAAAAAGAUGCUGGCGCAAAGACGUGAUAACGCAAUAAGCCGCCAGUUUGUCACAUCAAACGAAGCCUAUACAGACGCUUUGAACAGUUUUCACUGUAGUAUACUAUUGCCUACACUGGCUCUGAAUGAUGCAAAGUACGCUCAAAACGCGAUAAAUAUACUUGAUCAGUAUGUCCAGCCAUACUUCGAGAGCGGGGAGCUCAAGAGUCUUGGAGACGAGGUUGGUCUGCUACUAGAUCGCACAAUCACCCAGAAAGACGUUUUGGAACGAAUCUUGACAGAUCACAUGCGAGGAACUGCUACCAUAGCCAACACCUGGUUCCGACCGGUAUUCCACCAUCGAUUUGCCGAAAAAAUCUUGGAUAUACUGGCUCUGGCUCCUCCAUCUGAGAUGAUGCUUCCAUACAUGCGAAGCAUCCUCGCCCUUCUCUCAUGGCCUGGUACCUCUUUACUGACACCAGUUUCAGACAGCCUUGCGAGAUGGCGAAGAAGGCCACAGUCUAACUUAAAGACACGCUAG